AUGGAGCACAAGUUCGUCCUUACUGACUACCUCAAAGAGGCUAUGGCCCUGGCUGUUUAUGAGGACUUGGAAGAAGACGGUUUUGCCGGAAGGAUUCCUCCAUGUGCGGGUGUAAUAGGGUUUGCACCUACCUUACUUGAGUGCAAGCAAGAGUUGCGAUCAGUUCUGGAAGAUUGGAUGCUCUUGGGAUUCAGGCUUGGACAUGACCUUCCAGUGGUUGAUGGGAUUGAUUUGAAUCUCGAGGCAAUUAGUGAACCGGUGGAAUCCCUGUAG
This is a messenger RNA of Geodia barretti, 273 nucleotides long. The record is from the annotation of a GenBank genome assembly. Lineage: Eukaryota; Metazoa; Porifera; Demospongiae; Tetractinellida; Geodiidae.